Molecule: messenger RNA, 1470 nt
Organism: Fomitopsis serialis
Lineage: Eukaryota; Fungi; Basidiomycota; Agaricomycetes; Polyporales; Fomitopsidaceae
Exons: 12
Coding region: 1-1470 (489 amino acids)
Source: RefSeq, a predicted model, not a curated record
AUGUUAACUAUACAUGAGGCAGAGAUCAUGCAGAUUGUUGUAGGCAAGUCUGACUCUGCUGAGGCAGCCAUCAAUGAGCCUGACAACAAAGACAAGUACCUCAAGUUUAUUCAGAAGGCCUUUGGAGACAAGUACCAAGAUCUCCCACACGUCUCUGGGGAGAUUCAUGCUCAGAAGAUUGCUAGUUUCACACUGGACAAUUGGAAGGUGUUGCAGCAGUGGCUCGUGGAUCAUGACACUCUGAAUCAAUUCCACAAGCACAAGACAUCAACAAUGAUGGGCCCCACCCACAUGAUUGCUGCAGAGAGGAAGUCCUACACUGACAGUGAUACAAAGAAGAUUGUGGAUCUGGUCAAGGCAUGCUCAGUUGGCAAGAAGGUGUACAUCACCCAGGUGAACAAACCAUCCAAGUUGCAGGGGCUCUAUGACAGCAAGGGAAAGGACAGUGUGCUUCCUAAGCUUGUGGAACUGGGGGAUGGACUAGUGAAAAAUAGUGAGGUUCCGCACACCAGUAGCAGUGGGAAAGUGUUCCCCCCCUUUGUAGCCCUCACAUGCUUCAAUAUCAACAAGCUGAUCCCCAUUGACUCUGGCACAAAGACGAAGUUAAAAUGGGUGCUGCCAGGCACACAUCACUAUACUGAUGCAAACCUCCACAUCAGCAGGGAGCAGUACCCCACCAUGGUUGGAGACCAACAAUGGAUCGAUCUCGGACACAGUUUGGUGAUUCUAUAUCCCAUACUCGGAGCUAGCAAUGUUCAAGCUUGGCGUGAAAUCUAUGUACUGACUGUUGGUGACAAGCCUAUUCUUGAUGUGUACGAAGGGCAGGUCAAGAACCAGGUCAAUGACUUCUUGAAGAAGGUCAAGGAUGGCUACAAAGUGAAGCUAUCCAUGCGUGUUGACCCUACCAGACAACAAGGAGAAGACAAACAAGUUGAGGAGUUGAAAGCUUACAAUGAACUCCUGCUCCAUCCAAAAGAUGAAGACUUAUGCACAGAAGAAGAUGUAUGCUUUGAAUCCCAUAUCAGUCAAUUCCUCAAGGCAAUCAGGUUGGGUGCAAGAGGCACCACCACCGAACACCUGGUUGACAAUUUGUUGGCUCAACACCAAGCAGGAGGUGGUGUCCAAGGAGGCUAUCAUGAACCCCUCCCCCUCUUCCAGGAGAUGGAUGUUGUCAAUGAGCAAUGGGAUGACAUUGCCCAGCUGGCAUGCAAGCACAAGCAUCUUGGCACUGAGGAUGAGCUGGAAGAUGCUUGCUGCAAUGGUCCAAAUAUCCCUUGCCAUGAGAAGACAUCACACGUUGUCACACCCCGUCUUACUGUUGCCAUACAGCCACAAGAACUUGAUGUGGGGGAUGAAUUUGACCUCAGGCUCAUCAAGCAAAUCACUCUGAAACUCCUACCACUACAUGAAAACUGCUCAGGAUGUGGUGUGGUCAUGAUCAAUGACAGCUUGAAGAUGGGAAUGUGGUGA